CGCUGCUCCGCUGGAAUCCCAGUUUAGGGUCCUCUUUGCCAACCACAGAUUCGAUGGGGGUGGUUGUCGGGCGACCCCCAUGACGUAACGACGCUCUGCUGAUGACAUCACUGAUGCCAAGCUCGUCUCAUCUGUAUAAAGAAGAUUUGGCGGCCGGUAUGAAAUGUUUGGACCUCCGAAGUUCCAGAGUCUUGAAUUAGACAGAAUUUCAGAAAAACAAAGAGUUUUUUAGGUUUCGAUGCAGGACUCGUGAGCCGGGGGUGCAGAAUGCCCGUCAUCCUCUACGCUUGUGUCGUGCGGCUGCAGGACGGACUCCCGCUCUCAGCCUCCAACGAUUUCCACGCCAACAAACAAAUUCUGGAGUGCAAGAAAAAACUCAAAGCUCUGUGUCCAACCCUGUCCAGAAAACCAGCCCGGGGGACGGCCAGACUGAGUGAGCUCUGCAUCCAUUUUUGCUCCGCGGGUGUCAUCUCCUCCUUGAUGAUCUGCCCUGACAGUUGCCCCCCAGCCGUGGCGUUCUGCUUCCUGGAUGAGAUCCUCUGGGAAUUCUCUGCUUCCUAUAACAGCACCGCCAUCGCCCUCGCCUCCCGGCCGUACGCCUUCCUGGAGUUCGACAGCGUCAUCCAGCGGGUCAAACACAAUUUUAACUCUGCUGGAGGUCCUCCGGUCCACCCGGAUCUUUCUCCUCCACCCGUCGUCAUCAAAUUAGAAGAUGCUGAAGAGGUGAAUGGCUUUCCCAACGGGCACGCGGCCUCCGGCACAGCGGUCUCCCCCACGGCGUCCGCCCCUAAUUACAGGAUGACGCCGGUCACAGCGCUGGGAAUCCUUUCUCUAACUCUGAACAUCAUGUGCGGCGCCCUGAGUCUCAUCCGCGGGGUGCAUCUGGCCGAAAACUCUUUUCAGGACGGCUCCGAAAACUCAGGAAGGGUGAUAGCGUUUCUUACGGCGUUUUCUGCAAACAUAUUACAGUGCUACCUGUUCCUGUUUCACUGCUCGGCGCGGAAGCUGAAGACCUGCAGCCUCCUGGCGGUGAUUUGCGUCUGUAACGUUUACCUGUACGGACUGCGCGACGAGUGGCAGAUCUUCUUCCACGUCGCGGUCGCCACGCUUUCAGCGCAACAAAUUGUGGUCAGGAAGCCUGUGGACAGACGCAGCGACUGUGGGGUAUGAACCCAACGGGGCCGGGGGGCUUCUGGUACCCCUGGGGCGGCAAAUCCCUCAAAGAAUACCAAGGAACUUUUACUACAAGUAUGCCACAAAAUAGGCCUGGACCUUAAAUUAUUCCCGAGAGUGGGGGAGGGACGCAGCAAUCCCACUGCUGACACAGAAAUGUCGUUGUUUACUUGUAUUUUAUAAUUAAUCGGGAUUCCUAUGGAUUUUGAUUUUUAUGCAGAAUUGCACUCUGGAUGUAUUAUUUGGUUCGCGGUAUACAGUGUUUUGUUACUGUACAGCCAAAAAAAAAGAUUUCCCUGGAGGAAAAUUUUAAUUUUUAAUUGUUUUGUAAAAAUAAUUUUUAACCUGUGGAGAAG
Molecule: messenger RNA, 1529 nt
Organism: Spea bombifrons (plains spadefoot toad)
Lineage: Eukaryota; Metazoa; Chordata; Amphibia; Anura; Pelobatidae
Gene: SEC22C
Product: SEC22 homolog C, vesicle trafficking protein
Exons: 8
Coding region: 268-1170 (300 amino acids)
Biological process (GO): endoplasmic reticulum to Golgi vesicle-mediated transport
Source: RefSeq, a predicted model, not a curated record